This is a messenger RNA of Salvia splendens (bonfire salvia), 486 nucleotides long. Its product is annotated as norbelladine synthase-like. Gene Ontology annotation, cellular component: cytoplasm; nucleus. Gene Ontology annotation, biological process: abscisic acid-activated signaling pathway; defense response. Bases 1 to 486 code for a protein of 161 amino acids. The transcript is spliced from 2 exons. NCBI's taxonomy places the organism in Eukaryota, Viridiplantae, Streptophyta, Magnoliopsida, Lamiales, Lamiaceae. Gene Ontology annotation, molecular function: abscisic acid binding; protein phosphatase inhibitor activity; signaling receptor activity. The record is from RefSeq and is a predicted model, not a curated record.
AUGUCCGCUGAGAUGACGGUUGAUGUACCGGCAACUGAAGCGUGGAAGGUCUACGGCACUCGACAGCUCCCCGAAGUGGCGGAGGAAGCCAACUCCGACUUUAUAAGCCGGGUCGACGUCGUCCAAGGGGACGGCGGCGCCGGAACUAUUCUCGAGGUCGUUUUCCGUCCAGGUACCACCCACAUUCAGGAUGGGAGGGGAAUGAAUUCGUUCAAGGAGAAAUUCAUAGUGGUGGAUAACGAGAAGCGUGUGAAGGAGGCAGAGGUUGUGGAAAGUGGAUUUCUGGAUCUAGGGUUCAAGCUGUAUCGUAUGAGAUUUAAUGUGAUAGAGGUGGAGGGAAACGAGAAGCAGUGUAUAACUCGAUCUACGAUCGAGUACGAGCUCAAAGAGGAAGCUGCAGCGAAUGUUGAAAUCGCUUCCAUUAAACCAUUCACUGGCCUCAUGCUACUCUGUGCUAAGUAUUUUCUCCGCAACAAUGACAAUUGA